Molecule: messenger RNA, 2361 nt
Organism: Lotus japonicus
Lineage: Eukaryota; Viridiplantae; Streptophyta; Magnoliopsida; Fabales; Fabaceae
Product: pentatricopeptide repeat-containing protein At4g01570
Exons: 1
Coding region: 1-2361 (786 amino acids)
Molecular function (GO): protein binding
Source: RefSeq, a predicted model, not a curated record
AUGAGAUCAGCGCAACAAGUCGGAGAGUUGCUCUUAGUUGCCUCCAUCACCAACAGUCUCUCUAAGUCUAAGUCUAAGUCUUGUGCUCCUGUUCUGAAUCUCCUCCCUCCUCAACACAAGCAACUCCUCACUGAACCCGUCAUCCUCCAAAUCCUAUCAAACCCUACUCUUCACCCUUCCCACAAACUCCAUUUCUUCAACUGGUGUCGCUCCCAUCAUUCCUCCCCACUUUCCCCCUCUGCUUACUCCCUCAUCCUCCGUUCUCUCUCCCGACCUGCCUUCCUCCAUCACCUCCUCCCUCUCCUCCAUUCCAUCAAGCAAGACGCCGUUGUUCUUCAUCCUCAAUCCUUCAACCCUCUUCUCCACUCCCUCAUCAUCUCCCAUAACUUCCAUGAAACCCUCCAGAUCUUAGAUUACAUCCAACAACGACACCUGCUUCAACCGGGAUGCACCCCGCUCAUCUACAACUCUCUUCUUAUUGCUUCCCUUCGAAACAACCACAUCCCUCUCGCAUUCUCCAUCUUCCUCAAGCUCAUUGAAUUAUUCGAUCACGAUCACGAUCACGAUCAUGCUGCUCUUGAUUCCAAUUCCAAUUCCAAUUCCAUUGCUUUCAAUCAGUUGCUCGUUGCCCUCAGAAAAGCCGACAUGAAGCUUGAGUUCCAACAAGUGUUUCACAAACUCAUGGACAAGAAAGGCUUCGCUCUUGAUACCUGGGGCUACAAUAUCUGCAUUCAUGCAUUUGGUUGCUGGGGUGAUUUGGCUACUUCCUUCAGCCUUUUCCACCAGAUGCCUGGCCCUGAUUUGUGCACCUAUAACUGUCUCAUCUCCGUGCUUUGCAAGCUCGGCAAGGUCAAGGAUGCACUCAUUGUGUGGGAGGAUCUCAACGCCUGCGCUCAUCAACCUGAUCACUUCACCUACACCACCCUUAUUCAGGGUUGUUGCAAGACUUAUAAAAUAGACCACGCCACCAGGAUUUUUAACCAAAUGCACAACAAUGGAUUCCGCCCGGGUACAAUUGUAUACAAUUCACUGUUGGAUGUACUCUUUAAGGCCACCAAGGUUUCAGAAGCCUGCCAACUGUUUGAGAAAAUGGCUCAAGAAGGGGUGAAAGCCUCCUGCCAGACAUAUAACAUUCUGAUUCACGGACUGAUUAAGAAUGGGAGACCAGAAGCUGCUUACACUCUAUUUUGUGACCUCAAGAAGAAAGGCCAAUUUGUGGAUGGAAUUACUUACAGCAUUAUUGUGCUCCAACUUUGUAAAGAGGGCGAGCUGGAGGAGGCGCUCAAAUUGCUGGAGGAAAUGGAGGGCAGAGGUUUUGUUGUUGACCUUGUUACCAUAACGUCACUUAUGGUCGGCAUUCAUAAGCAUGGUCGUUGGGACUGGACGGAUAGGCUUAUGAAGCAUGUCAGGGAAGGUGAUCUGGUGCCAAAGGUUCUCAGGUGGAAAGCUGGAAUGGAAGCUUCUAUCAAGAAUCCACCUAGCAAGAAAAAGGAUUACUCACCCAUGUUCCCUUCCAAAGGAGAUUUUAGUGAGAUCAUGAGCAUUCUAACUGGUUCUCAGGAUGCCAACCUUGAUUCUCAUGACACCAAAAUUGAAGACGAGGAGGGUGAUGAGUGGUCGUUGUCUCCGCACAUGGAUAAAUUGGCCAAUCAAGUGAAGUCCAGUGGCUAUGCCUCCCAGCUGUUUACUCCCACCCCUGGACAAAGAGUUCAACAAAAAGGGUCAGAUUCUUUUGACAUUGAUAUGGUGAAUACUUUCUUGUCUAUAUUUUUGGCCAAGGGAAAGUUGAGCUUGGCCUGCAAAUUGUUUGAGAUUUUCACGGAAGCAGGUGUUGAUCCUGUGAGCUAUACUUACAAUUCUAUCAUGAGCUCAUUUGUCAAAAAAGGCUACUUCAAUGAGGCUUGGGCUAUUAUAACUGAAAUGGGAGAAAAGCUUUGCCCGGCUGAUAUAGCAACGUACAAUAUGAUAAUUCAAGGUCUAGGAAAGAUAGGAAGAGCAGACCUAGCCAGUGCUAUUCUUGAUAGGCUCCUGAAACAGGGUGGUUAUCUUGACAUAGUUAUGUAUAACACUCUCAUUAAUGCUCUUGGGAAGGCAGGCCGAAUAGAUGAGGUGAACAAGUUCUUUGAGCAAAUGAAGAGCAGUGGGAUAAAUCCUGAUGUUGUCACGUAUAAUACUUUAAUUGAAGUUCACAGCAAGGCUGGGCUAUUGAAGGAUGCUUAUAAAUUCUUAAAAAUGAUGCUGGAUGCUGGAUGCACACCUAACCAUGUUACAGACACGACUUUAGAUUAUCUAGGGAGGGAAAUUGAUAAACUGAGAUACCAAAAGGCAUCAAUUUUGAAUGAAAAAGAUGACCCUUCAUGA